UUUGUAUUAUACAUACAUAUAUAUAUAUACAUGUGUCCGUGUGUGUAUAGAAUGAUUAACCUUAUAGAGAACAUUAAGCGCUAUCCUUUCUUUACUCCAUGUUAGCGCUAUUUUUUAAACUUCUGUAUUGCAACAUUGUCAGUGUGCACUUUUUAGUUUUGCAUGUUUUAUUAGUGUAGUGAUUUUGAUAUUUAGUAGUUCGUUUUUAUUUUUAAUUUUGAGCUGAUUUAUUUUUUUACAUAUGUAAAUGGAUUUAUCACAAGGCAUUCGAAACCCCCUCAACGGUAUUCAUUUAUUAAAUUAAAUCAAUUGUUAAAAAUGUCUUUUUAAAUGAGAAAUAAAAAUUUGCAUUUUAUAGCUAAAAAUUGUAAAUCUUAAUGUGUCUUAUUAGUUUGGCAAUAUGUAAAAGCAUUCGAAAAUUUCAACAAUUCCAUAAUUUUUAGCUGGGAACAUUCACACUCAACUUAGUGGGUGUGGUAAAAGUGUUCAGAAGUCAAAAACUUCACACACUAUUCAGCUGCUCAAAUUUGCAUUUCAAUGCUUUUCAAAAAUUAAUUUAAAAAAAAUAUCUUAAUACGGAACUUGGGGAGCUAUUAUAGAAAUUCAAAAUUCUAUCAAAUAACUGCUUUGGGUUAAAAUCUGGCUUAUAAUUUCCUAACAUAAAGGUAACAAUGAAUCCAGAUCCAACUAUACGAAAAGUCGUACAAGUGGCGGAGCAAGCACAACAGCCUUUACAUGUGCCCGUGGUCGUCGGCAAUCAAUGUUUUAUAAUCACACAGCAGGAUGUCAGGAGAAUUGAAGAUUCUCGUCUAUAUUCUUACAAUAAAUUGAAUGCGAAGGGCGAAGUGGUCCCAAUGGAUACUAUGGACUCCAAUGUAAGUGGACGUGAUGCUUUUUUAGCCUGUAUCCGUCAGCCAACACAAUUUCAGCAGAACGCGUCUAUUAAUCCAUGUAAUAUAGGAUUUUUGUCGGAUCUAGUCGCACGUGCCUGUAAUAUAACUGCAGCAAUGCAGCAGCAGCAACAGCAACAACAGGGUACACAAAUGGCAAUGACAAUGCCCGAUUUACUGGCAUAUAACCAGGCACAAUGUGUACAAAGUGCAGGCUAUUCACCGGUUGCAGCAACGCUUCAGCAACAAUUGGAUUGGUCGAAAGCUUGCGACACGAUGCCGCCACAAGCUUCCAUGCAUCCACUGCACUAUACUACGGCCACAUCGACAACGGAGAUUGCGCGAACUCAAUGCGUUCCCCAUACACCCUCUACGAAAAACCAUUGUUGCACACGCGGUUGCAAUACCAUGGAUAUUGAUACCAGCUUAUCACCGAAUUCGCAAGCACCCCCCACCACAAGUUCGGCCACUUGUUUGUGCGCACGUCAACAGGCGAAACAACGUAAAAUGACACAAUUUCGACUCUAAUGUCGUAAAUCAGAUUUUUGUAUAAAUAAGUGAAAACUGUUGACGUGUUUUUUUCGUCGUAUGAUCUCAUUUAUGUAACUGUUAAACAUUUUUUAU
Molecule: messenger RNA, 1514 nt
Organism: Bactrocera tryoni
Lineage: Eukaryota; Metazoa; Arthropoda; Insecta; Diptera; Tephritidae
Exons: 4
Coding region: 672-1418 (248 amino acids)
Source: RefSeq, a predicted model, not a curated record